AACCUUUAUUUUAUUAUUCAUUUCUUUCAUUCACCUCCCACCACUCACCCAACACAACCUAACAUUACCAUCACGCACAGCACCCCCCUCCCCAGCGGAUCUGUUCUCUCUCUCUCACCCUCCUGUACGUCGCGACUCCGUCCCACCCGCGACUUCUAGCACCACGGCGGCGGCUCACCGCCUCCUCAUCUCUCUCGCGCCGCUGCAGUCUCUUCUUCCGCCUCCCUCCUCCAUCUUUUCCGGCGAACACACACGUAUACACAUACAUUCCUUCUUUCGUUUUGUUUUCUUUCUAUCUCCUCGAUUAAAAAUCAGAUCUGAAAAACUCCAUUGACGUAAAACAGGAUUUGUAUAUGGUGGUGGUGGAUUAAGUUUUAGUGAUUUCACUUUUGUUGUUUGAUGAUCUGAUGGUAAUUUGUAUUUUAGUGAUUCUAAUGUUGGUGGUGAUUUUCAUUUUUUCAGCACUGAUUUUAUUUUUCCAGCAGUGAUUUUGUUUUGUAGUUGGCGGUUUUUCGGAUUUAGGGGGUGGUGGUGGUGGUUUGUCGAUAGUGGUGGUGUGGGGAUUUUAAUUUUCUGGUGUUGAUUUUUGAUUUUCUGGCGGUGAUUUUUAGUUUUCCGGUGGUGAUUUUAUAUUUUUCGGUGGUGAUUUUAUGUUUGCCGGUGGUGAUUUUCUGGUGGUCGCCGGAGGUGGUGGUGGUCGCCGGAGAUGGUGGUGGUAGUCAGUAGUGGUUGAAGGUGAUAGGUAGUUGAAUUUGAAAAUGGUGAAAUAAUUAAAUAUUAAAUGAAUAGAGGGAGAUGAAUAUAAUGUAUUUAAAUGAGUGGCUGAGAUUAGAUCUCAUAUCUCACCAUAUGAGUGAUUCUCAUUUGAGCAAGACCCUAUAUAUAUAUAUAAAGGAGGAUGCGGGCGUCUCUAGAAUUGUUCGAUUCAGUCUUCUGAUUUUUCUUAAAUUUCGGAGAGAAAAUAUAAUUAUAAUUCAAAAAUAAGGUUCAAGAAUUCUAAAAGUAAUACAAAUCUUUUCUUAUUGAAUUCUAAAAAUGAUACAACUCUUUUUCUUUUUAUUUAGUAUUUCUUAUUGAAUUCUAAAGAUAAUACAAUUUUUUUCUUAUUUAGUAAUCCUAAAAGAAAUAGAAUUAUAUUUAAAAAAUUAGGUUUUAACCAAUGAUUAGGAAUCAUAAAAUAAUAAUAAUUAACAAAAAAAUAGGAUAUAUAAAAUAAGAAUCAUAUAUUGAUUUUAUAAUAAUGUAAAUGAUUCUUCAUUAGUAUUGUGUUUGACGUGCACGGGAGGCGGCCCAAACUAAUUUUUAUCUAAAUAAUAAUAAUUUUCCAAUUAGUAUUAUGUUUGACGAGAAAGUGGCUAAUAUAAUUUUUAUCUAUGUUAUAAUUUUUUUUUGUUGAAACGGCGGUUCAAAAUAAUUACAAAAUAAAAUAGGAUAUAUAAAAUAGGAAUCAUAUAUUGAUUUUAUAAUAAUGUAAAUGAUUCUUGAUUAGUAUUGUGUUUGACGGGAACGGGAGGCGGCCCAAACUAAUUUUUAUCUAAAUAAUAAUAAAUUUUCUAUUAGUAUUAUGUUUGAUGGGAAAGUGGCUAAAAUAAUUUUUUGUCCAUGUUAUAAUAUAUUUUUUUUUGUUAAAACGGUCCCACGGUUCAAAUUAAUUUUUAUCCAGUUAUAAUCUUUAAUUUUAUCAUAAUUAGAAUAAUUUUAUUAGUGUUGUGUUUGACAGUAUAGCGACUUAAACUAAUAUCUAAAUUGUAAUGUUUUUUUAUUAGCACUGUGUUUGAAAAGAGAGCGGCUCAAACUAAUUUUGAUCUAAAUUAUAAUAUUUAAUUUUAUCUUAAAAAUAAUAAUUAUGGAUUAAUAUUGUCUUUGACGGGAUGGAAGUUCGAACUAAUUUUAUUAUUAGUAUUGUGUUUGACAUGAUGUCCACUUAUACAAAUUUUUGUACUAAUUAUAAUAUUUUUUUAAUAGUGAUAUGUUUAACGGGAAGAUGACUCAAAAUAAUUUGCUAUUCAUAUCAAAAUUUAUAACGCCGCCGCGAAGCGCGGCUUUUUUCACUAGUUUAAAUAUAUAGCCCAUCCAUAUAGUCUUGAGCCUGAUUGUCUUGAUUUUUAAAAUCCAGAACUAUACGAUUAAUAAAAUAUAUAAUCAAUAAAAUAUGAUUAACUAUAACUCCUAAUAAAAAAAAAUUGGAACUCUGGAAUUUAUAGAAUCCCUAAAACUUAGAAAAUGUCAAAAAUAUUAUAUUUUGAUAAUUAAGGGGCCAUGUCAUUUGUUAACUUAUUAAUGUCUUAUUUAUUCCGUUAGGCAUUCCAUUGAUAACCUAUUUAUCGAGUUAGACAUGUCACAUGUACAUCUCACAGGGGUGAAUAAGUCAUAACUAGAGGGGCCACACGGGCGUACUAAGACAAGGGAGACGAGUUGAUCACCAAAAUUAAAAAUCACGUUUUGUGGUGUGGUGUGGUAUGGUCGAUUUAUGUGAUUUGGGCGGUUUGUUGAUCACCCCUAUCUCAUAUAAGGCUGAGCUGAGCUCUUAAAUAUUAAACUCGUGUCCAACUCGCGAGUUGGACAGGUUAUAUACUCCCUUUGUCCCUCUUAUUUUUUUACUUUUUUUUGCAUUGCUCAAAACAUAUUUUAAGGCGCGUAUAAAAUAUAAUAUUUUUUUAAUAUAUGGUAUGGUGCGGUGACUGGGCGAGACGUUUAACUUGUCACGCGACGAGUACAUGUACUCUCACAGACUCUGCUGCCUGCCACAGACACAGACUGCAUGCAGUCUGCACUACCGCCUUUCAUGUUUUGUCCCCACGUGACCUUACAUGUGUGCACUGUGCAGUUUAGGCACGUAUUUGAUUUUGUUUUUUUCCUUUUCCGAAGUACUCCGUUCGUCACCUUCAUUGUUUGCACUGAGACUCUUAUAAAAUAUAUCUUUAUACGCAUUGUGACAUUUUGAGACUCUUAUAAAAUAUAAUUUUAUAAUUUUUUUCUUUAAUAAAGUUUAAACAUUAAACAUUUAUUCAGAAUUUUUUUUAAAAAGCAUCAUGAAACUAUAUUUUAAAAAAAUCUUAAAAAACGUGUCAAAAAAUUAUGUUAACAAUCCAACGGGACCGAGGAAGUAUUAAACUAGUACUCCCUCCAUUAGAAAUGCACAAAAGAUGUGUUCGGGCCGGAUCCAGACCGGGCAAAAAAAUUCGAAUUUUUUCAAAACAGGUCGGGCUUUUUUAAAAAUCGGGCCGGGGCGGGCGGACUUUCUCGAAAAUACCAGGCCUGGUUUACUUAUAAAAAGCCCGGGUUUUUUAAAAAUCCGAAUUUUAUCCAGAUUUUUUGAAAAUACUUGGCCUGUUUUAUACCCUGAGAUCGGGUCGGGCCAAACCAGGUUUUUUUCCGGAUCGGAUCUUUCAGAUUUCCGUCCCUCAGAAAUGUACACAUAUAGAUUGUACACGGAGAGUAAGAAAAGUGUAUAAAGUAAUGAGAAAAAGAAAUAAAAGUGAGUAAAGUAAUGGGACCCAUCAAUAUAUAAUUGAUAAAUUUGAAAAAGUAGUGGGUGAGUGGGUUUUAUAUUAUAAAAAUUUACUAUUUUGAAAAAGUUUUGAAAUGUAUAGAAUUAAAUGGGACAUUCGAAAAUGUGACAAAAAAAAAGUAAGACAUCCGAAAAAAGAAAGUGUAUAAAAUUAAAUGGGACGGAGGGAGUAAUAAAUAAAGCAUAUACUAUUCAACUUUUAUUAAUUUAUUAUGUAACAAAAAAAGAGGACGGUAAAUCUAUUUAUUUUAUUAAUUAAAAAAGUUUACAAACAAGUUGAGACGACUCCUUUCUAAAAAAAACAGAACAAAUCGCAUUUAUAUUUAUAAUAAAAUAAAACAAAAACUACAUUUGAAUUGAAAUAUAAAUCUAAAACACAAAACUAACUCAUUCUUUUCUUUCUUGUUCUUGAAUAGACGACGUGCCUGAUUCCGAUCAAGUCUCUGCUAUUAUCCAAACAUCGUCUUCUCCUUCUAUGUCAUUUUCAUUUAUCUUUUUACAUCUUGAUUCCGAUCUUCACCUUCCGAGUCAUUUUUCAUUUAUUAUUAUUUAAAAAUUCUUUUUAUGAAUAAAAAUAUAAAUUAUAAACUUUAAUUAGAAGAAAAAAUUAAAAAUAAUAAGUGAAAAUAUAUUUCAUAAUCACCUUAAAAAUUACGUGUAAAAUUUCGUGGAAUGAAUACCUUAUUACAUUUAUAGUUUUUAUAUGAUGUGCCACGAGUACAAGCUAACCAUCAAAUUUUAUGCAUUUACCUUAUUUUGAUCGGCGACCCUUUCUUAAUAAUAAUAAACCUCCAGCAUGUAUAAAAAUCACCGACACAUGUAAGCCGUCAAAUCCUUUAUUUUAUUAUCUUACGUGCUCACGACGUUACUAACCGCAUGCUUGUUGAUGGAAGUCUUGCUCUCCCGUCUCCAGCUGGUUUGCCUACAAGUCUACUAGCAGUAGAUUAGGCCAUGACUUAUUUACCCCAUUUUGGAUUCUCAAUUAGGGUUUUAUCUGGUUGUGAUUCACUACACUCACUCCUCUUCAAGACUUCAACACAUCACACACAGUAUGAUAAUGUGGAGUAUCAGCUAUCCAAACUAUAUUCCAGCGCCGAUCUUAUUCAGCUCUCCACCAUGCUACCCUUUCCAACUCCCUCUCUAUGCUCACUGCUCCUAUUUGGUGCCCCUUUUUUUCAACACGAAUUAUCAAUACCUUUAUCAUUAUCCUAACAAAAAUAACAACUUGGAAGCUUCACAAAUGAAUCCCCAUCCUCGACCACGACGACAAGAUUUAAAUCCUAGAGAAUCGUCCAGAUUUAAGAAAUGGUUCCCUUUGCGAGUUUCGAAUCCAUGGAGAAAAAGAAGCGGCAGAAGUGAUGCUUGUUUCAGAUGUAAAAAACGAGGCCAUUUCGCCAUCGGGUGUCCCCGGAACGUGAUGCGCAACAAGUCUAGGUUUUCUUCAUCGGUUGCGGUGAUUAUAGGACAAGACGGCUUGCAAUACUCUGCCCCGUCCUUGAUUUGUCAUUGCGGUCUAUGUUGUUCACUCACUACUAGGAAAAGGCGGGAUACGACUAUUAGGAAAUGCUACACUUGCUCGCUUAGAAACUGCCGAAUGUUUAAAUGGGAAGAUGAGGUGAACAAGGAUGAGCUAAUAAGUGUCCCGAAAUGCAGGUGUGGGGCGGGAUUUUGCCGUCAGUUAACUGAUUCACGUGGCAAGUAUUUUGCCUGUCCUAUAAAAAAGGGACAGGGAGCUUGUUCAUUUUUCAAGUUGCUUACUGAUGAAUCACUAAUAAAUGAUAGACAUGUGGAUGAAAGAAUCACCCCACCUAAUCUUACAAUAGGGGAUUUCACUGAUUCCUUCCCUGCAAACAGUGUUCAGAAGGAGACCAGAUCGUCGUAUGUACUGGACACUGCUGAACAUAAUCCUAAUCAGAGGGAAAUAUCAGUUUAUCAAAAGUUGAAACUGAUGGAAGUGGAGUUAGAGCACGAAGAAGAUACAUCGCAUAGAACUCUGAGAAAGUGCAACAAACGAUUUCGAGAUGGAGCUCCAAAAUAUGACAGUUCUUUCUCCAACACUGUUGAGUUCAGCAAUGUUCCUCAAUCCUAUAGUGAAGGUGGGAAUACUGCGGGAAAUGUUCAUGUCAGGAAGAGUAUGUUUCGGAGGAAUGCUUUGGCAGUUCACACUACUUCCUCUUGCUUGUUUGACUUAUUGCCACUGAGAGCAGAUUGGUUGAAAAUCGCUGCAACGAAUUUAAACAUAGAACUUUUUAAGGGUUGGUGGGGAAGGCUAGCUUAUCCUCCCCAACCUUGUUUGCAACUGACUGAAUCGAAGCCUUUCUAUUGCUGUGUGUUCCCUUCCUUUGAUCCCAUAUCUGUCCCCCGUAUUGUGGAAAUAGUUGAUUGUCAGUCUCCGAAUCGCCAUAAUCUUCGACAAAUUCUAGAAGGCAGUCCUAUGUUUGAAGCAAUAUCAGACCAGUUUGCUAGAGUAGCAAGAGACCUUCAGUACAAGCUCGUCUCAUUACUCAAGUCAUCAGAUUUUCACGCGCAUGAUUAUAUGGAGCGGGAGGCAAAUAUUACCUUUACUGCGCUAGAUCAACUUCAAGUUCUAUCAAAACCAUUUCAUGAGCAAGUCAAAAAAUUUAUUCGGAGUGCAUCUAAUUUAAAUAAAGCUGAACGUUCUAUUAUCCAUAAUGAUGAAUCAUAUAAUGAUUCUCAGGAUCAUUACAAUAGCAAAAGAAUGAAAAGAGAUGAUCUUAUUAGUGAUUAUGGCGUGGCUAAGGCAGGCAUAGAGACUUGUAAAGAACGUUUUCACUCUCUUGGUGAAGAAUCUUGUCGCCAAAAGACCAUGCUUUUCCAAGUUGUGGGCAAGUUGUCUUCUUCAGAAGCUCAAAACAAGCAUCACAAGGCCCGUUGUGCUCAGAUAUCUAUGGAUUUGCUAGAGUUGGAGAAACCUCUUCAGGUUGCUGAAAAAAAUUUGCAACUUUUGCAGCAGAAAAAAGAAGAAUACGAAUACGAUGCUGCAAAGGUGGCAUAUAAGAAGGCGAGGUUGGAACUUUUGGGAUCGUCACCUGACAAAUAACUAUUUAACCAAAUAGUUUUGAUGGUAUACCAGUGCAUCCUUUAGGUAAGUUAUGUUUGAACUCUUUUAACUCCACCACUACCCGACUCAACUCCCCCUUAAUCAUGUAAUAUAUCUCUAACUGCUUUUUGAUAACUAGUAGAAUUUUGAGGGAAACAUGGAAUUAGUAUUCAAUAACUAAACUGUAUGGAUCUGUCAUAGAGUUGUAAUAGUUGGCCUUCUAAUAUAGUUUCGAUGCCUUUCUGUCCU
This is a messenger RNA of Daucus carota subsp. sativus, 6821 nucleotides long. RefSeq lists its product as uncharacterized. Gene Ontology annotation, molecular function: nucleic acid binding; zinc ion binding. The record is from RefSeq and is a predicted model, not a curated record. The transcript is spliced from 5 exons. NCBI's taxonomy places the organism in Eukaryota, Viridiplantae, Streptophyta, Magnoliopsida, Apiales, Apiaceae. The coding region runs from base 4563 to 6572 and encodes 669 amino acids.